Messenger RNA from Beta vulgaris subsp. vulgaris (sugar beet), 597 nucleotides. RefSeq lists its product as uncharacterized. Gene Ontology annotation, molecular function: nucleic acid binding; RNA-DNA hybrid ribonuclease activity. Bases 1 to 597 code for a protein of 198 amino acids. The record is from RefSeq and is a predicted model, not a curated record. NCBI's taxonomy places the organism in Eukaryota, Viridiplantae, Streptophyta, Magnoliopsida, Caryophyllales, Amaranthaceae. The transcript has a single exon.
AUGGUGUUACUCAGAUUGGGUUGGUGGAUAUUGGGGUGGAAAGACGAGUUCCCAUACUCUCCGAAUGACAUAGUGCGUAAUCCAUCGAGCCUUCAAUGGCGAGGAAAUCAGAUUCAUGAAGCGAGGAAACUCACCUCAAAGAGUGCAGUAAUAUGGUUCCCCCCAGCAAAUCAUGUCAUCAAGUGGAAUGUGGACGCUUCCGUCCAACCUAUUCACUCGCGUUCUGCAAUUGGAGGAGUUCUAAGGGAUCACAAUGGAAAAUUUAUAUGUCUGUUUUCUUCUCCCAUCCCGUUCAUGGAAAUAAAUAGUGCGGAGAUUAUUGCAAUUCACAGGGCUAUCAAGAUCUCUCUAACAAGGGAUAUGUGUAAAGGAGCAAAAAUAAUUCUUGAAUCCGAUUCUGCUAAUGCAGUCCGAUGGAGCAAUGGCGAAGAGGGAGGGCCAUGUAACCUAAACUUUCAGUUAAACUUCAUUAGAAAUGCCAAGAGAAAUGGUCUUGAUAUUUCAAUUGUGCACAUGGGACGUAGCGCAAAUUUUGUUGCAGACUCCUUAGCGAAACAAGGAAUUCAUCGCCAAUCUGAUUUUAUUGCGUGGCUAUAG